Helobdella robusta is the source of this 255-nucleotide messenger RNA. RefSeq lists its product as hypothetical. Gene Ontology annotation, molecular function: mRNA binding. Bases 1 to 255 code for a protein of 84 amino acids. NCBI's taxonomy places the organism in Eukaryota, Metazoa, Annelida, Clitellata, Rhynchobdellida, Glossiphoniidae. The record is from RefSeq and is a predicted model, not a curated record. The transcript is spliced from 3 exons.
AUGGCGACUCGCGUGCUAAAGUCGUACAAGCUUUUUGUCGGAAAUCUUUCGUGGACAGUGUCGCCGGCUGAACUAAGAAAUUACUUCAGCAAGUACGGGCAGGUGAAACAGUCGCGAAUAAUAUUCUCAAAAUCUGGCUGGAGCAGAGGUUAUGGAUUUGUCACCUUCAAUCGCGAAAAUGACUUCAAAAGCGUCUUCAAUCAGAAAGAUCACUUCCUGGGAGGCCAUAUGGUAAAACUAGCACUUAAAUUUUAA